UGCCGCAGGAUAUGAGCAGAAGCCUGAGCUGGUCUGAGCGGCUCGACGCGCUUCUCAAUGCCACUGAUGGAAAUGUGGCCCGGAUUAAGGUGAGGGGGCGCCUGAGACUGGCCCGCUUGGGGGUCGGGUUAAGGGACUCUCAGCUCACUGGACUGUGCAUCUGUUUCUUUUGUAGCAGCUGCUAUAUCCCCUUGGGGUCUCCGCCGCAGUCUGGAGUCCAAGCUCAACAGUCCUGGGUUCUGAAGACUCCUCCCACUGUCCCAGAGGGACUGAGCUGGGCUGAAGCCCACAGUCCAUCCUCUGUCUGGGAUGAAGUUACAAUUCUCCAAUCCCAACUUAGAUCCCAGGCUCAGGUGAUUGAGGCACUAAGGCAGGCUGUGCAGGGCCUUCUAGAAGAACGAGAGCAGCAGAAAUACCAGAUCUGUGCCCUGGAAGCAUCACUAAGAUUGCUGCAGGAGAGCCCAGAGAGGAGGGUCCUUCUCCUUGAGCAACGCCUGGAGGGACUUAGAAGGGAACUGCAGGGCCUCCGGAGCCAGGUGCAGGAGCAGGCCCAGGCUCAAGCUCAGAAGCAACCAGAACCAGGACAGUGUAGUGCUACCACCGGCCUUCACCAGAAAUUGCAGAAUGAGCGGCAACUGCUGUGGGAGGAGUCAGAGGUUCUGUGGGAGGAGCUGAAGUUGCUGCAGGACCAACUGAGCCAGCAUCAGGAGUUGCUGCUGAAACAGAUGACUGAGGGGCAGCAGGUUCAGGCCCCCAGCUGGAAGAUGUUGGAGCAACUACAAAGUGGCCAGGAGGGCAAGGGUCACGCUCUGGAGGCUGCCAGCAUAGAGGCCCAGGAUGCCCAGCGGGAGUUCGACCUUCUCAGGACCUCCAUUCAUGUCCUCCAAUCCAAGCUGCCCCUGACUACCACCUUCACCGUGUCCCUUUCUUCACCUGACUCUGAAGUCAGUCUUCUGGGCAGUAACAGUAGCUGGGAACUUUUAAGGAAGCUAGGUGGGGAGCUCCCGAGAAGCACCCUUUCUAACCCGGAGCCCAACAGCCUUCAGCUUGAGCAGGUGGACCUAUCCCUUCAGCCCCCCAAGGUCCUCAUGACUGACCUGUAAGAACUUGUAGGAGUAGUGGGAUGAAGCCUUCCUUAUCCUUCUGUACCCACCCAGGGCCUUAAGGUCCAAUUUCAGGGCCCUCUGCCCUCCGCUCUUGGUCUAGCUGGUAUUUGCCCUGCCUACUGAGGCUUCUCACUACCUGUCUCCCUCACCCCCAUCUGCAAUAAAAUGGUUUAAUCCUCCCUGGUGUGUUAUGUUUUCCGUGAAUCAGCAUGCACAUGGGAUAUACUCAGCUAUAUCUUUUUUUUCAUCCUAUUACUUGGCUGCUUCCUGCUACCUCUAUCUUUAAAAUCCAAGUUUAUAGACAUUUAUAGCUGCACCUUCUGAGUGAAAGCCCUGUGCUCAAUCAAACUUAGAAGGAGAUGGGAGCUUACAGUCCAGCUGGUAGAAAGAGCUAGGAACUGCUCUGGGACAGUAGUGAUGUGGGGAUGCUCACAUUCUAGUGGGCCUGGAGCUGGGCAAUAGGAGACUUCUCAUCUUCAUUUUCUGUUUUUUGAGGUUCACUCCACCCUCUCCACUCCUCAUCCUCACCAAUAUGCCUCCAUUCCUGCAGCAGCCUCCUCCCUGGUCUCUCUUCCUUCAGUCUCUACCUGUAAUCCAGUGGCUUUCAGAAUUUUUUGAUGUGACCCCUAGUAAGAAAUACAGUUUACAUUGUGACCUAGUAAAUACAGAUGUUUAUUAACUGAAGCAAAAAUUUUAUGAUUUAAUACUCAUUCUUACUAGGUCUGAUACACUCUGAUACUUUCUAUUACAUUUCAUUAAAAAAACUACCUCAUGGCUUCCGAUCCUUCCACCACCUGGCUGCUUUCUGAAUUGUUUAUCUCCCUGGGUAGACUCAGGGCAGCUCUUCUUUCUCCUUACGUAGGCUUUGUGUUCUAGAUAGUACAGGCCAGGGUUUCCUUAGAAGACACAGCCUCCCAAUGAGACCUCAUGAGGCUUCAACCAUUGCUAAAUCUAGUCAAAAAAAUAAUGCCAUCCAUCCACCAAGUGGGUGUUUAUUGAAUAUUCCCUGUGUGUUAAUCAUGUAGUGCUGCUAUAACAGAAAUACCACAAGUGGAUGGCUUUAACAAAGAGAAACUUGUUCUCUCACAGUCUAGUAGGUUACAAGUCCAAAUUCAGGGUGUCAGCUCCAGGGGACGCCUUUCUUUCUCUGCCAACUCUGGAGGAAGAUUCCUUGUCAUCAGUCUUCCCCUGGUCAAGUUGCUUCUCAGGCGCAGGGACCCCAGGUCCAAAGGACAUGCUCUACUCCUGGUGCUAGCUUUCUUGGUGGUAUGAGGUCUCCCAUCUCUCUGUUUGCUUCUCUCUUUUAUAUCUCAAGAGAGUGCCUCAAGAUACUAUUCAAUCUUAUAGAUUGAGUCCUGCUUCACUAACAACUGCCAUCCACCCUCAUUAACAUCAUAGAGGCAGGAUUUACAACAUACAGGAAAAUCACACAAUACUGGGAGUCAUGGCCCAAACAAAUCGAUACACACAUUUUUGGGGGGACAGAAUUCAAUCCAUGACACUCUGUAUUUGUCUUGAGUGAAGAUGUACAGUGGGUUCACGUGAAGAUGCUGGGUCUUAGUCUAACUAGGGAGACAGUUAUCUGAAAUAAAAGCACGAUAAAAAGUUGAGGAGAGUAGGGCAGGAACUAAUUCCAGUAAUGGAGGGCAUUUAGGUCAUGGAGAGAAAGCCUUGAUGCCUGAAUAGCUACAAAGCAAUUGCAGUGUGAUGGAUUGCUGUUAUGUGGCCUUUCCAGCUAUCAUCUUGUAACUCUCACCAAAAGAUUGGGUGGAACUAUGCGAGUAAGGUGCUUGUGGCCCACAAAGGGGAUUGGACACCUUGCUAAUAAUACAGAUAAGGUUCAUGGCACACUUGUGGGGGUGAACCACGUAAAUAAGGUAUAUUGAAUCCUAACGAGGGGAUUGGUCUGCCAUCCUGCUAGGCUCAAAAGAGAGUCAAUUCCAGAAGCAGAGGGGCACCUGACUACCACAAAGAAGAGCUAGGAGUAGAAUGCAUCCUUUGGACCCAGGAUCCCUGUGCUGAGAACCUCCUAGAUGGCAGGAGACAGAGAGAGACAGCUGUCACACCGCAGAUGGCACAAGAUGGGGAAAAGCAGUGGCAGAGAAAUGGCAGCAGCAGAACCAGGAGAACAGCAGAAGACCACGUGGUGGGCUUCCCAGCCCACAGAGCAAAAAAGCUGAGUGGCCUCUGGCAAGAGGCUUGUUGAUGGUGUAGGGUGCUCCCGGGCACGUGGCAGUGGAGCUAAAGAGCUUUGUAACACUUGCCUGAGCAGGGCAUAGGCAGGCCAAGGGCCAGGGGCUAGGGGAGAGGCCUGCCACAGGCAAGGCUGAGAAGAGGCUGUCCUGAUCAGGGAACUGUAUUCUGAGCAUUUCUGAUCCUGAAUUGUAACCUGUUCCUAAUAAACCCCAUAAUCAUUAGUAUUGUCUGUGAGUUCUAUGUGACCAUUGCAAUGAAUUAUCAAACACAGCAGAGAAGUAGAGAAUGCCAUGGGAGGGACCAUUGGUGUCAGAAUGGGUAAAAAGGUCGGAGGGAGGAGGUACGUCCUUCACAGGAAUCAGCCUUGGGCUGAUGCCGAUGGUGACUCUCCCUCCCCCUUGUGAAGCUAGAGAAGGUCAGACACUGCUGCCACACAGUUUUUACAGGAAUCCUCCUUGGUUCUUUCCCCUUGGCAUUGGGAGGCUGGGGAGAGUGGAAUGGUAGAGAUCAGACCUGGGUCAAAUAGACUCUGUUUUAAAAAGCAUGUAAACAAAACCUUCCCAUAUGCCGUGCAAACUUUCAUCAAAAAUACAAUAUUUAAAAAAAAAAAACAAAAAAAACCCUUCCCAUCAAGAGCCAUCUUUCUGCUGAAGCAGCUGCAAGGAAACCCCUUUUUUACAUUGUUCACUGGGCAGGUGAUCAUCUGGCAUGGUGGCUUAUUCAUUCUGCUUGCUCCAGUACUCUAUUUAUCUACCAAUUAUUUUGCCUCAGAUUCUGAGGGAGACAGGCUUGCAGGGGUACUAGGGCUCCAACAUAAACAUCAAAGAGCAACGAGGAACAAUGAUAUUUGAACUGUCACCAGGUGGCAGCACAUGAUUUGUUGCCAGAAGAACAGUACUGAAGAGGCUUUAGGCCAGCGGGUCUGGACUGGGGUGAUUUCUUUUAUCUCCCUUCAGUUUAGCAUCCUGUGAGCUACCAAACUUAUCUUAAAACAGUGCCUUGUUUAGGUUAUUCCCCUGUUCAGGAACCUUGGAUAGCUCUCAUACCAGAAAGGAAAAAGGACAAAAUUGUCAUUUAAGUUUAACCCACAUUCAGUCUCUUCUCUUUCCAGCCUUAUCUCUUACCGUACAUUUCUUAAACUUUACUGCCCCCGGGAAUGCACAUCACCUACACUCUAAUCGUAUUAUUUAAAUUUCACUCAUCUUUCAAGACCUGCGUCCCAUCGCCUUCCAGGAAAGAAGCCCAAAGAUGUCUGAAUGGAGGUCUCUACUCUAAGAGAGUGCUAGUGCAAGGCCUUUUGCUUGCUCUUGUCUUUGAAGACCUUGUCCUGCUUCAGCUGGCUCAGGCAUGAGAUUAUGAGCGCCUGAGGUCUAGGCAUAAGGAAAGCAUGAGGAAAUAUGUGCCUGUUGAAACUAAAUAGAAUUCUUAUCGCCCACCCAGCUUUUUUUUUU
Messenger RNA from Loxodonta africana (African savanna elephant), 4753 nucleotides. RefSeq names its product CCDC163 homolog (gene CCDC163). The transcript is spliced from 9 exons. NCBI's taxonomy places the organism in Eukaryota, Metazoa, Chordata, Mammalia, Proboscidea, Elephantidae. Bases 12 to 1103 code for a protein of 363 amino acids. The record is from RefSeq and is a predicted model, not a curated record.